Molecule: messenger RNA, 1161 nt
Organism: Trichobilharzia regenti
Lineage: Eukaryota; Metazoa; Platyhelminthes; Trematoda; Strigeidida; Schistosomatidae
Source: the annotation of a GenBank genome assembly
AUGUUACAUGGUACAAUAAUAAGUUUAAUAAUUUGUAAUCUUCUAAUUGUAAAUAGUUGGAAAGUUGCACAUAAACAUGUCACUCAAUAUUUAACACUUGUCUAUGUACACGGUGGUAAUGAUGCUCGAUUGAGUCAUUAUGAUGCUAUUGACUUCUGUCGUUUAUUGCCUAAAAUACCAGAUUUGUUAAAUCCAGUAGUGGCAAGAAAUGCUACAGAGAAUGGGAUCAGUUUGAAGGCAUAUUUGGACAGUAUGAUCACAGUGAAUGGGACGAAUAGUGAUGAUACUUCGACUACCACAACCAGCACCAUCACCACCACAACCACAACAACAACAACAACUGUUCCUACACCUUCAACGACUCCCGCUACUUCAACCGCUGCUCCAGUUACAACUCCUGAAGCUACCACCAGUACUACUUCUACUACCCAUACUGCAACAGAAAAAACUCCAAUUUCAACUAAUUCUAGUACUUCUACAGUUAACGGAGUAAGUCAUACAAUGAAGAAGAAGAGUACUUAUAGCGGUGGAACUGGAUCAAGCUCGACUAACCACAUACUCCACGGUGAUUUACUUUCAUUGCAUAGUCCAGCUAUGAUACAUACAUUAAUGGGUUGGGCAUUAUCCAUUGAAGCAAGACAAUUUUGGAUUGGUGGACUGGUGAAAUCAAUCGUGCAUGAAUUCAAUGGUCAAGAUAGACACUUGAUUCAAACUUGGACUGAUCGAACACCGGUGACAAUACGUUUUCUGCAUCAUCAUAACCCUUUAGUUGGUCAAUUACAUCCAAAUGAAAUCGCCUGUCUAUCUGUGGACUAUGCCAGUGGUAAAUGGGGUGUACAUUACUGUAAGGAAGCGAAGUAUUUUGUAUGUGAAUUACUGAAAUUACCAAAGAGACGACCACAGACGGUAACAAAGGAAGGAGAACAACAACAGCAUAACGCUACUACUACAUCGACUAAAGGACAUCAGAAGACGAACAAUUAUCUACAAUCAUCGAAAGUGACUCAUUUGAGUAAAUUAGGCAUGAACAAGACAGAGAAUGCAACAACAUCACACGAAGCAGUGAGUAUUACCCAUACCACGGCUAGUACUCCCACGACUUCACAAUUAACUACGCCGGCAACAACAACUACUACUAAUACCGCUUCCACUAGAGAAUAA